CCAGAAAAAAAGGAAAAGUAACUCAAGAAAGGAAAAAACUCAUGGUGGUAGUACAUGGUCGGAAGGAGGGGGGGGGACUCUAUUUUACUAUUAAUCGGAUCGUCGAGAUUUUGUGACCACAGACUGCACCUGAUAAGCUGCUGGUUGAGUUCUUGUGGACCGAGUGUGUCAUUUCAAAGUUGGAUUUAUUCAGCUUCAGCGGCGCAGUGCUGUUGAGAUUUGGACUAUAUGCAGCGCUCGGCUUGAGACACCAGCGCAGGAGUUUUCGGCACUAUUCCUGCGGGACUUAACUUAUUUACUACAUCCUCAACUUUGUGGUGGACAUUGUUUAACACCGGCAGAAGUCACCGGGUAACCAUUUAGCUAAGUUUUAAACCGUUUUGCUGCUGUUCCUUUGAUCGACAGUUACUGGGAGAGCUGUCCGGGCGCACUCUGUCCUUUAACGUGUUUCCAAACAUGUCACCUAAAGCCGCGGUCCUAUCGGGAAAGUAGAUUUUAGCCUUUUUAUGGACAAACUCUUGCUGCUCAAAUUUAAAUUCAGAGCGACAUACAAGUUCGCUGUAGCCUACUGUGAAUCUCCUUUGAUUUUUUUUAGCCCGCGUCGGACACCAGAGGAGAAAGUUGGACUGGGAACUUGUGUCCUAAAUGACUGUUGUUGGGAUGGAAAACGUUUUACGUCUCCGCAGUUGUUUGUAGGAGCCUCUGGAUGUCAGAAAGACAGUUAAUGAGCUAUAAGAGGCGCUCAGUCUACCCGAAACCACAUUAAUAUUCCAGUUUGUGGGUACCAGGAGAGAGAGCUCAGCGGCCGCGCUAUUAAAACUGGAUACAAAAUGGCGGCGUCCCUGGGACGAUUUGGAUAUGUUUCUCGAUGUGUUUUUUAUUUAAUUUUGACGGUCGAAUUGUUUAACAGUUAUGGAUUCGGUUCAGACUUGCCGUGUGCCCAGAACUGUACCUGCAACGGGGAUUCAGUGGACUGUAGCAACCUGGAGCUGACAGCUACGCCUCUGGACCUUCCAGCCCGGACUGUUUCCUUAAAUCUUGGCCACAACAAGCUGACCGCCAUCAGUGUUGAUGCCUUUGUGAACCUGCCCAACUUGAGAGAGCUGCGGCUGGACCACAAUGAGCUGACCUCCAUACCAGAUUUAGGACAUGCUGCUUCCAAGAUUGUAUCGCUCUACCUACAUCACAAUAAGAUCCGCAGUAUCGAUGGCAGGCGAACCAGAGAGCUUGUGUCUGUGGAAACUCUAGACCUGAGCAAUAAUGACAUCACAGAGCUGAGAGGGCACUGCUUUCCUGCCGGCCUCCAGAUCCGAGACCUGUACCUGAGCAACAACAAGAUCAGCGUGUUAGAGCUCGGAGCUCUGGACCAUCUGGGCUCGACGCUACAGGUCUUGAGACUGAGCCGAAACCGCAUUAGCCAGAUCCCCGUGAGAGCCUUCCAGCUCCCGAGGCUCACCCAGCUGGAGCUGAACAGGAACCGUAUUCGUCAAGUGGACGGUCUGACCUUUCAGGGUCUGUCCAGCCUGGAGGUGCUCAAGCUGCAAAGAAACAGCAUUAGCAAGCUGACUGAUGGGGCCUUCUGGGACCUGGCAAAGAUGAAAGUCCUUCACUUGGACUACAACAGUCUGACAGAGGUGAACAGUGGCUCCCUGUACGGCCUGACUUCCCUCCAGCAGCUGUUCCUCAGUAACAACUCUAUAGCCCGCAUCAAUCCUGACGGAUGGAAGUUCUGCCAGAAGCUGAGGGAACUCAAUCUGUCGUACAACAACUUGACUCGCCUGGAUGAAGGCAGCCUAGCUGUGCUGGGGGAUCUCCACACCCUGCGCCUGGGCCACAACUCCAUCAGCCAUAUCACCGAGGGAGCCUUCAGAGGCCUCAAGGCCGUACGCGUCCUGGAGCUGGACCAUAAUGACAUCUCUGGCACAAUAGAGGACACCAAUGGGGCCUUCUCUGGAUUGGACAGCCUCAACAAGCUGACUCUGUUUGGAAACAAGAUCAAGUCGGUGGCCAAGAAAGCCUUCUCUGGCCUGGAGACCCUGGAACACCUGAACUUGGGAGAGAAUGCCAUUCGUUCCAUCCAGCCCGAUGCCUUCAGUAAGAUGAGGAACCUCAAAACCCUUCUCAUUCAGAGCGACAGCUUCCUGUGUGACUGCCAGCUCCACUGGCUCCCUGACUGGUUGGUGACACGGGGUUUGCAGGCCGGCGUCAAUGCCACCUGUGCCCACCCAGAGAGCCUUAAGGGCACCAGCAUCUUCCAGGCCCCGUCCAGCAGCUUUGUUUGUGACGACCUUCCAAAACCCCAGAUCACGGUGCAGCCGGAAACCACAGUGACGGUGCUCGGCAGCGACGUGCGUCUCACCUGCACGGCCGCGAGCAGCAGCUCCUCCCCCAUGACCUUCGCGUGGCGAAAGGACCAAGAGCUCCUUCGUCACGCCGAGACGGAGAACUACGCUCACGUGCAAGCUCACCACCAGAGCACAACAUCCGAUGCGCCUGGCACAGGUGGAGGCGUGAUGGAGUACACCACUAUCCUUCACCUGCGGCGUGUCACCUUUGCACACGAGGGCCGUUACCAGUGCAUUAUCACCAACCACUUUGGCUCCACCUACUCGAGCAAAGCCCGCCUCAUCGUCAACGUUCUUCCAUCCUUUGUGAAGACUCCCAAAGACAGCACCAUCAGGACCGGCCACACAGCCAGGCUGGAGUGUGCCGCAGAGGGCCACCCGGCGCCUCAGAUCGCCUGGCAGAAGGACGGCGGCACGGACUUUCCUGCCGCCCGCGAGCGCCGAAUGCAUGUCAUGCCCGACGACGACGUGUUCUUCAUCAUGGAUGUCAAACCGGAAGACAUGGGCGUGUACAGCUGCACGGCUAAAAACACAGCGGGCACCAUUUCUGCCAACGCCACCCUCACCGUGCUGGAGACCCCCCACCUAGCCCAGGACCUGGAGGAUCGCAGCGUGGUGGUGGGGGACACGGUAGCCCUGCAGUGUAAGGCCCUGGGCAGUCCGCCGCCGCGCAUCACCUGGCUGCGCAACGACCAGCCCCUGCGUCCCUCCGACAGACACUACUUCACCACGGGGAACCAGCUGCUGGUCAUCGGAUCCGCCUCGCUGGAAGAUGCCGGCCGCUACACCUGCCUCAUGUCCAACACGCUGGGCACGGAGCGCGCUCACAGCCAGCUGGUGGUGACGCAGCGCAGAAGCCCCUGCGCCCCUCCGCCGGGCCCCAGCACGGUCACUAUAGGGAUCAUUGUCAUCGCCGUGGUGACGAGCAUUGUGGUGACAUCGCUGGUGUGGGUUUGCAUCAUCUAUCAGACCAGGAAGAAGAGUGAGGAGUGCAGUGUCACCAACACAGAUGAGACGAUAGUUCCUCCAGACGUCCCCAGUUACCUCUCUUCCCAGGGCACUCUGUCCGAGCGGCAGGAUGUGUGUAUCCGCGUGGAGGCCGGCGGUGGACCUCAGCCCAACGGACACGUCAUAGACGCCACAGGUUUCGAUGGUGCGGUAGUGUGUACAGAUUGUUUGGAGAACAGCAACAGCUACUCCAAAGAUCCCGACUACCUGACGCACAGUUUUGGCCCCGCCGGAGGCAUGGAGUACCAGCAGCACUCCGUUCCCCCGCCAUACUCUCACUUUCACCCGGCGGAGCAUCACGAACUGGGGUCACACACGACCCCGCUCUGCAACGGGACACCCAACGGGAUCCGGAAGGACAUCCAGGGAUCUGCGUUUCCAAAAAACCACAAUACGUUACAAGGGAAUCAACAUGAUAGAAAAGUGAGCAGAGCGGGACAGUCGCCGGCCAGCUCUCCAUCACAGGAAGAGUCCUUCCACAAGCCGGUGAAGCUGACGGGCGUGACGAGCCACGGCUGCUCCGACACGGACUGUGAGCCUGAGCUCAGGCAGACUCUGCUGUCCAACGGACACACCCUCAGAGCCUCUCAGAAUGAGAGCGCCCCCCUAAGGAGAGCCAGCGACUAGCACAGGUGCUGCAUCCAGCCCAAGACAUGGACUCGCAGUAGAUGAGUGGACUUUUAAUUUUUUUUUUUUUUGCACUGGGAAAUAAACUGCUACCUCAUAUCGAGGCGAUUGAUCCUGAGCCUCCUGGAUGUGGACUGAAAGGGAGCGCCAGGAGGAGGAAAAGAAAAUAAGAAAAACACAGGGGGCAUCCGGAGUUUGAAGGCGGAGCUUGUGUGGGUGGCGUCCCAUCUGAGCGUAUCAGCUGUACAUAGUUAUAACCUUCCCUUGGGAGGUGACCAAUAAAAAUUCUAGCUCCAAAAAAAUGUGACUUGCAUUUGAAGCAUGUAAAUGUAGGGAAUCUUGUACAGUGUAAGUAUGUGCAGGGGCAAAAAAAAAAAAAAGAGAAAUAUACCUUUGGACAUUUGACUGUACAUAAGAGUUUUCUUAUAUUAUAUAUUAUAUAACU
Messenger RNA from Toxotes jaculatrix (banded archerfish), 4425 nucleotides. It is a transcript of the gene lrig1, whose product is annotated as leucine-rich repeats and immunoglobulin-like domains 1. Gene Ontology annotation, molecular function: protein binding. NCBI's taxonomy places the organism in Eukaryota, Metazoa, Chordata, Actinopteri, Toxotidae. The record is from RefSeq and is a predicted model, not a curated record. Bases 831 to 3980 code for a protein of 1049 amino acids. The transcript is spliced from 18 exons.